Molecule: messenger RNA, 768 nt
Organism: Cooperia oncophora
Lineage: Eukaryota; Metazoa; Nematoda; Chromadorea; Rhabditida; Trichostrongylidae
Source: the annotation of a GenBank genome assembly
AUGAUCGAAUGUAAUGAAUUCGAUGUCAGCACCGAUUUUUACCUGAUUUUUAUGCACUGUAUAUCGGUCAUGGAUCUAUGUAUGAAUUUGCUGGCAAUAUAUUGUAUUCUCUUCAAAUCAACAAAACAGAUGAGUGCCUAUAAAUGGUACUUGUUUGCCAACCAAGUUGUAUCUGCCCUAUUCGACUUUGUUUAUACGGCUGUUACUCUACCAGUGAUCUUUUUCCCAGUACCCAUGGGUUAUCCUGCAGGAAUAUUUGCUCAAUGGUUUUCUAUUAGCUGCCAUGCUUCUAUAAUAAUGGUGGUUAUAAUAUGCUCGUGGCUUUCCGCUACCACGCUCAAUCUUUUCAACUAUCGCCGAAGUUUGGUUACUCCUGCUUACCGUUACUUGAGCUGCUUCGGUGACCAUGGUCACAUUUAUGCGAGCAUUGCUAUUGUGGCUAUCAAUUUUAUUCCAUGUACUAUCGGUGUACUCGAUAUACUCCCUAAUCAGGAAGAUGCUAGGAGAUGGGUCGAAGAGGAAUAUACAUGUGGCAAAUCAGUAUUUUUCCUUCCACUUGUCCAAAUAUUCACUCCAUGGAAAGUGAAGCAAAUCGCUAUAACGGCAGUUUCACUGGCCUGUUUUGCAUUCAUAGUAGCCUUAUGCUGUAUACUUUUGACUUUUUAUUAUGUGAGAAGAAAUAAAAGCUUAUCGCGAAAGACGAGGAUGAUGCAGAUGCGUUUUAUGAUCUAUCUUUGUAUACAGGUAAGCGAAUGGAAAAAAUGUUAG